Messenger RNA from Pleuronectes platessa (European plaice), 1631 nucleotides. RefSeq names its product 5'-nucleotidase, cytosolic IAa (gene nt5c1aa). Gene Ontology annotation, biological process: nucleotide metabolic process; adenosine metabolic process. Bases 468 to 1631 code for a protein of 387 amino acids. Gene Ontology annotation, molecular function: 5'-nucleotidase activity; magnesium ion binding; nucleotide binding. Gene Ontology annotation, cellular component: cytoplasm; cytosol. The transcript is spliced from 7 exons. The record is from RefSeq and is a predicted model, not a curated record. Lineage: Eukaryota; Metazoa; Chordata; Actinopteri; Pleuronectiformes; Pleuronectidae.
GAUAGCAGCAGAUGGAUUGCUGCAGACUGACGAAGGGUUGACUGUAUAUGUGACGGUGGGAGUGUGUGGAUAACAGAGAAGUGUGUGUGUGUGUGUGUGUGUGUGUGAGUUUGUGUGUGUGUGUGUGUGUGUGUGUAGGAUCAUGGUUGUGAAUGAGUGGGUGUCUUUCAUGUGCUCUGGUACUGGAUGCAGAGAACCAUAAUCCUCCUGAGGAAAAGGACAUAGAGUGAACAGGAAGCUGAACACGCUCCACACUUCAGCUGCCUUCAGUGCAGGUGCAAGCUCAGCAAACUGCACUGAGACUAUCAGGAGUUUCUCCAUGAAUGCUGGAGACUGCAGAAGGACACCUUGGUCCCAUCUUGCUUUUACUUUUGCCUGAGAGGACAAGUUUGUCUUCAUCCGCAGCCAGGACUGUUUGCAGCUUGCACCUUUGGGAGCACGAGAAGACGCCAUAGAGAAGAUUCUCUAUGAUGAAGAUGAGUCUGGACCCGAUGCAGGUGAUGAGCGGACAGGUCAAGGAGCUCAGGGUUGCCCCCUCGUCCAACGGGGACAGCAGAGGAUCAUGGGAGGAGAAGGAAGUGUUUGACCAGGAUAACUUGGGCCUCAGCACCAAGCCAAAACCAGUGACAGGGAGACGAACCCGGAAGGUGGAGGGAGGCGUGUUCUUCCCGAAGCCAGAGAACGCGGUGACUAUUGCUGUCUCCUCUCGCGUCAUGUUUCGGACUGAGCGUGAGCAGAAGGUGUUUGAGCAGAAAGGAGUGGAGGAGUAUCUGAGAUACCAGAUCGAGCACGAGAACGAGCCCUUCGCCCCUGGGCCUGCCUUCCCGUUUGUCAAAGCUCUGGAGACAGUCAACGCUCGUCUGCGGGAGCUGUACCCAGAAAGUGAAGAACUGUUCGACAUUGUUUUGGUGACAUACAACCACGCACAUGUAGGAAUUCGACUCAUCAACACAAUCAACCAUCACAACUUGUUCAUCGAGAGGUUUUGUAUGACGGGGGGAAGCAGUCCUAUCGGCUACCUGAAGGCCUGGCAAACCAACCUCUACCUGUCCGCUGACGCCGACAAGGUCCGGGAGGCACUGGCAGAAGGCAUCGCGGCAGCCACCAUGUUCAUGCCAGAUAAGCUGACGGAGGUAUCGGAGUCCCAGCUGAGGGUGGCGUUUGACGGGGACGCCGUCCUCUUCUCGGAUGAGUCAGAGCGCAUCUUCAAGGCCCACGGGCUGGACAAGUUCUUCGAGCACGAGAGGGAAAAUGAGGACACGCUGUUGGAACAUGGUCCCCUGAAGGGCUUUCUGGAGGCACUGGGGAAGCUCCAAAAAAAGUUUUACGCCAAAGGCCAACGCUUGUCUUGCCCCAUCCGGACCUUCCUGGUGACGGCUCGCAGCGCGGCCAGCUCUGGGAUCCGGGCGCUGAAGACGCUCCGGGCGUGGGGCUUGGAGAUCGACGAGGCUCUGUUUCUGGCGGGAGCGCCGAAGGGCCCGAUGCUGGAGAAGAUCCGGCCUCACAUCUACUUCGACGAUCAGAUGUUUCACGUGGAGGGAGCGGCAGAGAUGGGCACCGUCGCUGCCCACGUGCCCUACGGCAUUGCACAGAAACACAACGCCAAACAGAAACCAGGAGUUGGGAAGUAG